Molecule: messenger RNA, 1296 nt
Organism: Brassica napus (rape)
Lineage: Eukaryota; Viridiplantae; Streptophyta; Magnoliopsida; Brassicales; Brassicaceae
Exons: 2
Coding region: 580-1122 (180 amino acids)
Source: RefSeq, a predicted model, not a curated record
UUUUUCCUGAUAAUUAGAGAUGAUCUAGUAUGGUUUUGUUCAUUUUUGAAAAGUAACUAAAACAUGAAAUCCUCUACCAGAUUGCAGCCAAAACCAAGGCUUAACCGGGAAUAUAUCACAGUUUUGGCUUCUUGUAUUGAUAUUUAAGUAGUCAUUUAUUCUGACCACUUUCUUGGUGUUAAUGAUGUUAAAUUGAUAAGUGGUCCAUGGCUUACCUUCUCCAAUCUCUUUUCCAGAUUUAGCCAAUUUCUUGGAGGGCCUCGUAGACAAAAACCCCUUAAAACAGAAAGGUUCAGAGCUCAAUAAAUGUAUGAACACACAACCAACCUCUCAGUUUGUCUCUCUAUCAUUCAUUUAUAACCUUCACUCCAGAAGCUUCUCUCUUUACCCAUCUAUCUGUCCACAUGAGUCUUGAGUUCUCUAUAUACAGAAGAAUACAGAAUUGAAGCUUUCAAUGGAGUUCCUGUCUUUUCUUGUCUGAUUUUUUUGUCUUUUACCUCUUAUCCAAUCUUUGUCUGUUUCUUCCAUCAACCACACAAACAAAAAGAACCUCAUCUGUAAACAAGUGUUUAUCUAAAGAUGAAAAAAAUGCUGAUGCUUGUGGACAUGGAAAAGAAACUGAUAAUGCUAAUGUUGCUUCUGCAACUUCUGUCCUUAAACUCUCUGUCACUGGGACAGUCCUCAUCCAAACCAACUGCAAAUAUCACUGUAAUUGGUCUUGUUUAUUGCGACGUCUGCUCCAACAACAGUUUCUCCAAACACAGCUACUUCAUGCCUGGUGUGGAAGUGAGAAUAAUCUGCAGAUUUAAGGCAGCUUCCUCGAAAACAAGGGAGAUGAUCACGUUCUCUGCAAAUCGAACCACGAACGAGCUUGGACUCUACAAGCUAGAUAUAACUUCUGUGGAAGGUGCUUCUUGCGCCGCAGAAGCGAACAAAGAUUCUCUGGUGGCUUCUUGUCAGGCAAGCUUGAUCGGUAGCUCCUCGGAUUCCUGCAACGUUCCUGGCUACAAAACUACAACGGAUCAGGUUAAGUCCAAGAGGUCUAAUCUCUGUGUCUACCGAUUCACCGCCUUGAAUUUCAGACCGCUUAAGAAGAAUAUUGACUUGUGUGGCAAGCAAUAAAUAAAUAAACUGCAAAUUUCUAUCGCUGUUUGCUUCUACAAGAACUCUGUUGUCUUCUUGUCCUCUGUUCUUUAUAUUUGGACUUUGUUUAUACAACUUCAUUUAUAUUUUUGUUUGUACUAAAAACUCAACCCUGCAGAAAUAAAUCAAGUAAUAAUAUAAAAUAUUACAUUA